Messenger RNA from Xenopus tropicalis (tropical clawed frog), 1249 nucleotides. RefSeq names its product acrosin. Gene Ontology annotation, molecular function: peptidase activity; hydrolase activity; serine-type endopeptidase activity. The coding region runs from base 1 to 1146 and encodes 381 amino acids. Lineage: Eukaryota; Metazoa; Chordata; Amphibia; Anura; Pipidae. The record is from RefSeq and is a predicted model, not a curated record. The transcript has 5 exons. Gene Ontology annotation, biological process: proteolysis.
AUGGUGAGCAAAGCAACUUGUGGGAUACAAGCUCUUCCAAAAUACCACCACCGCGUCCGCCGUAUAAUCGGGGGUGCUAAGGCACAGCCAGGAAGUUGGCCGUGGAUAGUCAGCAUUCAGAUGCCCACAACUAGUGGCUACAAGACUAUAUGUGGUGGAACAAUCCUAAACAAUCUCUGGGUUCUGACAGCAGCACAUUGCAUGUAUAAUUACCAGAAUUACUGCAUUAGCUACACCUAUUUAGCAAAAGUUGUGUUUGGAGCAAAUGAUUUGUCGCAACUGGGACCAGAGACCAAAAUCCGAACAAUAAAAGAAUUCAUACGACAUGAACAUUUUGUGAAUGAAUCUAAGGAAAAUGAUAUUGCCCUGAUCCGUUUAAAUGAAGCGGUUGAAUUCAGUGACUACAUACAGCCCGCCUGUUUGCCUCCGGAAUCUUCUAAAGUAUCUGAGAUGGAUGACUGCCACAUUGCAGGAUGGGGUGUUCUAGAGGAAAUAAAUAACACAUUGACCGAUACCAUGCAAGAAGCCACAGUGGAAAUAAUCGAUUCCAAACGCUGCAACAGAAGCAACUGGUACAAUGGAUUUAUAAACGACUACCAAAUCUGUGCCGGCUAUGAGCAAGGAGGCAGUGAUGUCUGCCUGGGUGACAGUGGUGGCCCGUUAAUGUGCAAAAAGAAAAGAGCUGCACUCUAUUAUGUUGUUGGAGUAGUAAGCUGGGGAGGAAUCUGCGGCCAAUGGCACAUGAAUGGCGUAUAUACCUCUGUCCAGCAUUUUGAACAAUGGAUUCUUAACAAAAUUAAAAGUUCGCAAGAUACAACUGAAGAUAAAAUGGAAGAAACCUCUUUAUCUACUAAAGAGAAUGAAGAAAAUAUUGAAUUCACAAUUAAGAAAAAGAAUGAUAUAGUUAAAGAAGACACUGUGAAAUAUAAAACAAGUCAAAAGGAAUUUGUGUUUAAUAACCAUGAUCCAAAUAGUAGAUUUCAUAUUAUGGAAACCUCAUCUAGGAAGAUAACCACCGGAAAUAUGGAUCUAGAAAACACAUUUUCUAAUGGGCUGACCAGCGAUGCACCUUCUCAAAGACUGUUUCAAGCAGAGGCUUAUAUUCUGCUCAUUGCUUGUCUCAUCUACCUGUUCCUCCUCUUCUAACUCCCUAUGUGCUGGAAACCAAACUGCAUUGGUGCUUUGUACGUCCAACCUGCAGCAACCCCUGCCCAAGUCUUCCCCUGGGUUUGUAAGGCUGACCUGAUUA